CCGUGUGAUCGAUCUUCGCCAUGGGCGAAACGGGCGGCCUUCUGACGACGACCUGGAAUGCUGAGGAGCUGCGGCGGCUUGCAGCCCAGCCACGCCUGGCCGUCGCCAGGAUCAGCGCACUGGGUCGGCAGAGCUGGCAGGCAGGACUCAGCUUUCUGCGGGCGCUGCACGGGCAGAGUUUGGAGCGGCACCUCUACAGCUACAGCGCAGCCCUGAAGGGUCUGGAGAGUGGACAGUGGCAGCAAGCGCUCGGUUUGCUGGACGAGCUUCUGCGCUUGGAGCUGGAGCCCGACAGCAUGGCCUUUCAUGCAGCAAUGCGUGCCUGCAAGGACGAGUGGACGCAGGCCAUCUCUUUGCUGGACCUCUUCCGAGCGCGGCGGCUCCGAGCCAGCGCCCUCACCUUCACGGCCUGCGCCAAAGCCGUGAGCGCGACGCGCGCCUGGCGCGCCGCGGUGGCGCUGGCGCAGGAGGCGGUGGACAUGGGCCAAAUGGACACCAUCCUCCUCUCCAGCGUGCUGUCGUCCGUGCCUGGGGAGGCUUGGACGUUGGCCCUGCAGCUGCUGAACACGAGGAGGGUGGCGUUAGAUGCCGGGGCCUACGUCUCGGUGAUGUCGGUCUGUGAGAAGGCCUCCCAAUGGACGGCGGCGCUGGACUUGCUGAGUGCGCUGCUGCGAGCUGCCUUGCAGCCGGAGGGCGCGGCCUACAGCAGCGCCAUCAGCUCAUGCGGGAAGGCGGAGCAGUGGGAGCGUGCUUUGCAGCUGCCGCGCGGCGAUGCGGCCGCCGCCGCCGCCGCCGUUCUUGCGCUGGAGAGGGGCAGCCAAUGGCAGGCCGCGCUGGGACUCUUCCUCAACAUGCGGUCGCAGGAGCGCAGCGAGCUCGGCUACUUGGCCGCCUUCGGGGCCUGCGAGAAGGGCACGCGCUGGCGCAUGGGCCCGCAGCUGCUGUCGGCCAUGCAGCAGCAGCUGCUGCGGCCGGCGGCAGUGGCCAGCACCGCGGCUGUGGCGGCCGUGGCAGAGGAGUGGCCACAGGCGGUUCUGCUGCUGGCCGGCAUGCGGCGCCGGGCGGUUUGUGACGCCUCCCCGGCCUUCAACGCGGCGCUGGGGGGACUCGCGGGACUCACGGAGUGGCAACUGGCGCUGGCCAUGCUGUGGCGGAAGCAGCAGCUGUCGCUUCCGAUGAAGGGCAUGAACUUUGGCGCUGCGGUGAGCGCCGCCAAUGGGGCGCGCCAAUGGCGGCAGGGGGCCAAGCUGCUGGCGAGCGCCUGGGAGGUCUGGGGCGGCCUUUCCGCGGAAGAUGCAACGGAGUCCGGCGGCGUUUGGGAAGGAGUCGAGAUCUUGGCCAAGGGUCCAGGGCUGGUGGCCAUCAACAAGCCUUCAGGUGUCAGCACGGAGGCUGUCCUGGCCAAGCUGCCAGUAGCUGCUGUGUCGAGGCUGGACAAGCCCACCUCAGGGGUGCUGGUGGCGGCGCUGGGCUCCGACUGCUCUCCGGCCUUCCAGCUGGCCAGCGCCCAGUUCUCGGCCCGGUCAGUGGUGAAGGAGUACCUUUGCCUGUGCCACGGCUCGCUGGGCGCGCCCGGCGCGCAAGGCCGCACGGCCCGGCCCCUGCUGCGGGACUGGGCCUCCGGGCGCAUGGCAGGCGACGGAGGCGGCGGGGCGGCGGCAGCUACCGCCUUCGAAGUCUUGGAGGUCUUUGGUGGGCCAGGAGCCUUGACCCUGCUCAAGGUGACGCCGGAGACGGGCAGAAGGCACCAAAUCCGAGUGCACUUGGCGAGCUUGGGGAGGCCGAUUGUCUCGGAUCCGCUCUACGGCUCUGAGGAUCCUUGGUGCCCGCAGCUCUUCUUGCAUUGCCGCCGAACCGUGCUGCUGGAUGCCGCCGGAGGCCGCUUCGCCGCGGAGGCCGGGUUGCCUGCCGCCCUCGCGGCGCUGUUGGCGCAGCUGCGAGGUGGCGAAUUCAAAGCGAGUGAAAAGCGAACCAACAGCUGAUUAGUGCGGAUCGAAGGUGGAGUAUGGGUAUCGUGAUUCACCAAAUCCAUUCGCGCCA
Effrenium voratum is the source of this 2040-nucleotide messenger RNA. The record is from the annotation of a GenBank genome assembly. NCBI's taxonomy places the organism in Eukaryota, Dinophyceae, Suessiales, Symbiodiniaceae.